Messenger RNA from Staurois parvus, 358 nucleotides. The record is from the annotation of a GenBank genome assembly. Lineage: Eukaryota; Metazoa; Chordata; Amphibia; Anura; Ranidae.
GUGCGCUGUGUCCUCGGACACAGCGGAUCACGGAAAGAGCCAAAGAUGUUGGCUCGGUCAUGUGAUCAGCUGUGUCCAAUCACAGCUGACCACUGAUCAUCAGGGCCUGAUGAUCAGUGUUCCCUGAUGAUCAGUGUGGCUCCAGAAGUGCCACCUGUCAGUGCUCAUCAGUGCCAUGUGCCAGUGCCCAUCAGUGCCACGUGCCAGUGCCCAUCAGUGCCACAUCAAUGCCACACAUCAGUGCAUACCAGUGCACAUCAAUGCCACAUAUCAGUGCCCAUCUGAGCUGCCUUUCAGUGUCACCCAUCAGUGCCAGUCUGUGCCACCUAUCAAUGCCAAUCAGUGCCACCUAUCAGUG